AUACGAAGCCAGGCCUUCUAUCUCAUAGACCCACCAGAGCCAGCCACAACCUGAAACUUUCACCCCCGAGAUUUCUACUUUCCUUCUAAAAGAUCUAUAGCUCUAAAUCAUGUACAUGGGAUAAAACUUAAUUUCCGAGAUUUCUACGCUCUCGUUGUUAUUUUUAAAACAAGAAUUCAUCAAAAAAAUGAAAAAAUAUUGUGAAAAGACGGAAGAGACUUGCCCGAUGUUUACGCCGCCAUCUUGUUUCUUAUUGUACUUCCCCAACGUUACGCGACGCUCGCUAGAAGCCGCCUGGCUAAUCCUAUAUGGAACUAGUAUAGAGAUGGACAUUCAUCGAUCAUUUCAUGGAUUCACUAACAUAAUCCUUUAGAAUGACGCUUCAGGGAAGUCAAACUGCCUUUAAAGUAGUCCUAGUCUUCUGUCUAUGCUGUGUGGUGGCUCUCGUGGUAGUACUCUCGAUAACUACCGACUCGACAGGAUUAAUGCCCUUUAAAUCUCCAGACUUUUCCAGAGGUUCUAUCCGCUCAAGAAUCAAUUCAAAUUACCCACCACAAACCGGAAGCGGCGAUCAAACUAAUACCGGAAGUUCAAAACCAUCAACGUCUAUUGUGAUGUCAUCUAAUUCGACAUUGGAUGUCACAGGUCAAGAUAAUUUAACGGAACAAACACAGACCAAAGGUGUAAAGAGAGAGAAAGGUAUUCCUAAUCCUUUAAAUCCAGAAACAUCUUUUCGACAACCCGCACACGCACAGGUGUUGACGACAUGCCCAAAUCAAGAUGGCCUCCCAAAUGAGAGGCUUACACCAAACAAAGAAGCAACGACCGUUCAAAGGGCCAACGAAUUCGUAUUCGGGAAGUUCUUACCAAAGACACAAGCCAUGACUGAUGUGGCCAAUCAAACUCUCGCGAGCAUCAUCACGAAGCGCAAGUCGAUCAGGGAAGCAGCGGACGAGAUUGACAAGACGCUCACGGAGCUGAACCUCGCUGUCGACUUCGAUGACUACCGGCUACUUCCUGGUGGUCAUUGGAUCCCACUGUCGUGUAACCCCCGUUGGAAGGUUGCCAUUGUCGUGCCGUUCAGAAAUCGCUUUCACCACCUCCCGAUAUUUCUCCGCCACAUUGUACCAUUGCUGAAGAGACAAAAACUUGAAUUCUCCAUCUUUAUAGCAGAGCAGAGAAAUGACGAACGUUUCAACCGAGCGAUGUUAAUGAACGUCGGCUUCGUCGAGGCCCUAAAUUUUACGAACUACGACUGCGUGGUGUUCCACGACAUCGAUCACCUUGCCAUCAACGUUAAAAAUUAUUUCGGCUGUGAGAACAUGCCCCGACAUUUUAUAUCCGGUGAAGCAAUAUGGGGAUGGAAGAUAAUAUACGAAAAUCUAUUUGGUGGAGUGACGGGGCUUACCAAACAACAGUUCUAUGACAUCAACGGUCUGCCCAAUGUCUACUGGGGGUGGGGCGGUGAAGACGAUGAAUUCGCAAACAGGGUAAAUGCCAAGGGUUUCAAACGAUCACGCCCAAAAGGGGAGAUCGGGUACUUCGAUUCCGUCGUUCACGAAAGAAAGGAGUCAAGCCCGUUUAACGAAGCAAGGUUCUGUCUUCUUAGUAACUACGGUCAAAGGCAAACCACUGACGGUGUAUCAAACUUGAGAUAUGAACAACCGACAAUAGAACUGCAUCCUCUUUAUACCAACAUCUCUGUCAACAUCCAAAAGUUACCUUGGAAUCCUCGUUGGAGAAGGUGUAAAGGACAGUAGCAUAUUAAACUAUUAUACUAUGAGUGUUGUACACCUUAAGGGUGUUAAUAUCAGUGCCUUGGGCUUUCAUGCAUGAUGAAUGAUGUAGAAGAAUACACUUUUGUACACUUUAAAAGCUAUGGUGUUAACCUCAGUGUCUUGGGCUUUCAUGAAUGGGGAAUGGAUGAGAAGAACAACACAUUCGUGCACUUCAAAAGUCAUGGUGUUAACAUCAGUGUCUUGCGCUUUCCUCUAUAGUGAGUGAAUGUAAAGGAUCUGUACACUUCAAAAGCCACGGUGUUUACCUCGGUGUCUUGUCUUUGGCUUUCCUGAAUAGUGAAUGACUGUACAGGGCUAUAACAGCUUUGUUCACUUCAAAAGUCAUAAUGUUAACAUCAGUUCCUUGGGCUUUCCUGCAAUAGUGAAUGGAUGUGGAGGACGAUAAUACCUGUGUACACUUGAUCAAAAGCUUUCGGGUUAACGUCAAGAUGACAUCUACACUUCAAAAGUCACGGUUAACACCGGCUAAAACCGGUGUCUAAUUAGCCAUUCAUUAAUGGUGAAUGGAUGUAUAAUGACGGACAAUAACAUCUUUACUAUUAAAGUGUGAUGUAUAGUUCAAUAACCGUACAGGGUGUUAGCAUCGAGUGUCAUGGUCUUUCAUGGAUAAUAAAUGACUCUCCGUUGACACUUGAUUAUUGGAAAGUGCUUGUAAUAUUGAUUUAUUCAUGGGACCAGCCAAUUAUGCUGCCCCAGCGACAUACAUUCCUGAUUAAAAGAGAAGUCCAAACUCAACAAAAAUUGAUUUGAAUAAAAAGGAAAAGUCAAACAAGCAUAACACUGGAGAUUUCAUCAAAAUUGGAUGUAAAAUAAGAAAGUUAUGGCAUUUUAAAUUUUCGCUUAAGUUCACAAAACAUUUAUAUUAAGCUACUGGUCGUAUUGAAAUGAGGAGACUGGUGGCAUCACUUUCUCACUAUGUAUGUCGUAUGUUAUUACAUGAAAUAUGUAAUAUUUCUGUUUCCUCAUUGUAAAGCGAAACAAAGUUCUAUUCCUUCGUGAACGUAUGGAAUUAUUAUCGUUUUGACAUUUUGUGGUUCAGUGAAAUUUCCCCUUACUGUCAAAUAUGUAAAAAAGUUAGGUAUUGUAAUAUUCAAAUUAAAAAGAAAGAAUAAAUAAAUAGUGAAGGACAUC
This is a messenger RNA of Lytechinus pictus (painted urchin), 2930 nucleotides long. Its product is annotated as beta-1,4-galactosyltransferase 5-like. The transcript has 9 exons. Gene Ontology annotation, cellular component: Golgi apparatus. Gene Ontology annotation, biological process: carbohydrate metabolic process. Bases 375 to 1760 code for a protein of 461 amino acids. Lineage: Eukaryota; Metazoa; Echinodermata; Echinoidea; Temnopleuroida; Toxopneustidae. Gene Ontology annotation, molecular function: UDP-galactose:glucosylceramide beta-1,4-galactosyltransferase activity. The record is from RefSeq and is a predicted model, not a curated record.